Dermatophagoides farinae (American house dust mite) is the source of this 1139-nucleotide messenger RNA. The record is from RefSeq and is a predicted model, not a curated record. NCBI's taxonomy places the organism in Eukaryota, Metazoa, Arthropoda, Arachnida, Sarcoptiformes, Pyroglyphidae.
AAUAUAUUACGAUUAAGAUUCAUUUUGUUAGAUUCAUAAAUUGAAAAAAAUGAAUUCACCGAAAUUGUCAUCAAGACAAAAUUUCAAUGGAAAUAUCUAUGUUCGAACACCAUUGAUUGAAUCCGUUCCACUUCGAAAAUAUUGUGCUUAUCGAAAGGUUUAUCUGAAAAUGGAAAACUGUCAACCAUCAGGCAGUUUUAAAUUAAGAGGAAUUUCAAAUCUUUGUAAAUAUGCUUUAUCGGCUGGAUACCAGGAGGUAGUUUGUCCAUCCGGAGGAAAUGCAGGUUUAGCCACGGCAUAUGCAGCUAUGAAGCUAAAAAUACCAUGUCAUAUAAUUGUUGGACAGAAAACACCCAGUAUAAUUUGUGAUGCAGUUCGAGAAUAUGGAGCUACUGUCGAACGUUAUGGUAUAGUCUGGGAACAGGCAAAUCAGCAUGCAAUUGAAACGACAAUCGAUUCAAAAACAGCAUUUUUGGUACAUCCAUUUGAUCAUCAAGCUAUAUGGCAAGGGCAUUCGACAAUUGUUGAUGAAAUUGCACAAGAUCUUGAUGGUGAAAUACCAUCUAUCAUUGUAACGUGCUGUGGCGGCGGUGGACUGUUAUGUGGUAUCGUUCAAGGUAUUCGGCGACAUGGUUGGGAAAAACGUACAAAAAUAUUAGCCAUGGAAACGAAAGGAACACAUUCAUUCAAUCUUUGUGUAAAAAAUGGUGGACGUCGGACUCGACUCAAUGAAAUAACAUCACUAGUCAGUUCUUUGGCUGCAAAUGAAGUUUGUGAAAAAGUGGUGGAAUAUUUUCGUGACAAUCAACCACAAAUUUUAUCACGUUUGAUUACCGAUGUUCAAGCAGCCGAAACUUGUGUUCAUUUCGCAAAUGAUCAUCGAUUUCUGAUCGGUUUAGCUUGUGCCACUUCGAUUGCUGCUGUUUAUACAGGGAUCGUUGAACGAAUCAUCACCAAGAAUGAAGACCUUCACGAAAGCUUAUAUGAUAAAAGAGAUGAACAGGAGAUGACUGAUAAUGAGGGACCUAUUGUUGUGAUUGUAUGUGGCGGAUGUGAAAUCUCUCUUAAUCAUUUGAAAGAAUAUCGUGAUUUAUUUGGUUUAAAUGAUAUUUGAGAAUAAAAUGAAUUUGAAUUUUCCA